This is a messenger RNA of Mugil cephalus (flathead mullet), 1940 nucleotides long. It is a transcript of the gene rabl2, whose product is annotated as RAB, member of RAS oncogene family-like 2. Bases 512 to 1171 code for a protein of 219 amino acids. The transcript is spliced from 8 exons. NCBI's taxonomy places the organism in Eukaryota, Metazoa, Chordata, Actinopteri, Mugiliformes, Mugilidae. Gene Ontology annotation, molecular function: GTPase activity; GTP binding. The record is from RefSeq and is a predicted model, not a curated record. Gene Ontology annotation, cellular component: Golgi apparatus; endosome.
UCCUGCGGGCGUCCCCGUUGCAUAGAAACCAAAAUCGAAGGAAACGUCGAACAGCUUAAAACUUUUCUCCCUGUUUACAUAGAUUAGUUCACGAAGUCGUCUAGCCUUUCUUUGCGUAGUAGACGAAUGACAUACAUGCGACAACCAGGGACGUUUAACCGAGGUAAAUACAUCUAUUUGACGCUAUUUGAAGGUACGACUGGAGCCUCCUGGAUGGUACCAGCAGCCUCUGCGUCAAAGUAGCGGUUCUGUCACUACAGUAGACUUUAGAAAGAAGAACAACUAUCAUCAAUGAACGUCUCUCUGCUGUUGUCACUUUAAGUCAGUACCAGUCUCGUUGGUGUAAGUACCAACGAGCCAUUGAAAUAAGCAACUUAAAGCCGAAACACGCGAUGUUAACAUAUGCUAACCCGUGGCGAGCUAGCUAGCACCGACCUCCAUAGCCGUCCAAUGCAGACGCUCCUGUAGGAGCUGGACCCUGGUGUUUAUAAAAAACAAUUAGGAGCAAAACAUGGCUGGCGACAUUGGCAACAUCCCUGAAAUGGACCAAAAGAAAUACGAUGCAGACGAACAAGUGAAGAUCAUCUGCCUGGGAGACAGCGCAGUUGGUAAAUCUAAGCUGAUGGAGAGGUUUCUCAUGGAUGAAUAUCGACCUCAGCAGUUGUCAACUUACGCUUUGACUCUCUACAAACACACAGCCACUGUGGGAAGCAAGACAGUAGCGGUCGAUUUCUGGGACACUGCGGGUCAGGAGAGGUUUCAGAGCAUGCAUCCCUCAUACUAUCACAAUGCUCAUGCAUGUAUCAUGGUUUUUGAUGUUCAGCGGAAGAUUACUUAUAAGAAUUUAGUCAACUGGUAUAAGGAGCUGCGAGAGUACAGACCAGAGAUACCCUGCUGUGUGGUUGCGAAUAAAAUUGAUGCUGACUUGAAGGUGACACAGAGAAGCUUUAACUUCGGGAAGAAACAAGGGCUCCCGUUUUACUUUGUAUCAGCGGCAGACGGGACUAAUGUAGUUAAGAUGUUCAGAGAGAUGAUCAAGAGAGCGGUGGACUACAAGCAAAAUCCUAGCGACUUUAUGGAUGAAGUGAUGCAAGAAUUAGAGAACUUCGACCUGGAGAAGAAAGAAGACAAUUCAGAAGCAGAUGAGGAUGGAUUGAAAGUGGAGUCCUGAGUUGAUUUUUAACACAGCAUCCAAACCUUUUGUGUUGUAUCAUUUGUCCUUCUGUGUACUUUUUAAAUGAUUUUGAUUGUAACUCAAUACUGGAGGCUGGCAGACGGUCAUUUAGUCAGGUUUCAUAUCGCUGCUUUCCAUCUGUCCAGUGACUCUAGCAGGGAAAUAAACCUGGUGAAAUAAUUAGAAUUAGGAUCUGCGUUGUUUACCAGGUUCAUUUAGCUGCUGCUUUAGCAUUAUGAUCAAUAUCCACUAUUAUAAUAGUGGAAAGUGAAUAUUUGUGUGAAGACAAAAUAUCACUUUGUGUCACGUGAAAGCAAUGUGAAAACUGAACACGCAGCUAAGAGAACGUGUGAUUAUGAACUGUAUUUGCUGCUGUUCUCAUUUUUUGUGUGUUACUGCUGUGUACAGCGGGAAGCUGCAUCUGUUGGUGGCUUUGGUCGCAUUAUGAUUUAAUUAGAUGUUUUUUUUUCUCCGGUGCCCUUCAAAUGAAAAGUCAAUGUACCAUGUAACACUAUAAUGCUAAGUAGUCAACAUUUUAUGAGAUGCAAGUCAUAUGGAUGUCAGCGAUGUUAUGCUUGUGUGAAGGUUUCUGUCCAGCUCCGUCCCUCCAGAUGGAUUCAACGUGUCUCUCAUGAAGUAGCGGUAGAAUUCUUUCUAUUUGAUGAUUGUUGUACACAGGAACUGCUUAUGUAUAUUUAUAUAUUGACUGUUUUAUGUUACAUUUACACUCAAUAAUACUCAAUAAACACUGGAACGUUUUUACUAA